Messenger RNA from Drepanopeziza brunnea f. sp. 'multigermtubi' MB_m1, 1548 nucleotides. RefSeq lists its product as uncharacterized. Gene Ontology annotation, biological process: attachment of mitotic spindle microtubules to kinetochore; meiotic sister chromatid segregation. Lineage: Eukaryota; Fungi; Ascomycota; Leotiomycetes; Helotiales; Drepanopezizaceae. The record is from RefSeq and is a predicted model, not a curated record. Gene Ontology annotation, cellular component: chromosome, centromeric core domain; monopolin complex; mitotic spindle. Gene Ontology annotation, molecular function: microtubule site clamp; protein binding.
AUGCCGAAACUGAAACAAUCAACAUUAGCAGAGCUGAUCGACUCGGAUUCCGACGACGGCCUCGCUAUGCCCACUCCAGACUCAGCAGCAGAAAACCAAGCUCCUAAUGCGAAAAAAGGCCGCGGACGACCGAAACUUGCGCCCACGAAGCCCGCGCCCUCAAAAGUUACCAAGACGAGAGCAAAGGCACCAACACGUCGUACAAGCGACCGCAUUGAGGCAAUGGCGAAGGCCGUACAGCCUGCGCCAGUCAAAGCCAAGAGAGCCGCUUUGAAGGAUAGGACGAACCAGCACGCUGUCGACGACGAGAUUGACGACUUUGCCUUCGAUGGGGACUUGGUAAUGGAAGGCACGAUUGAGGACUCGACUGCGGCAGUAAAGAAGACGAAGCCGAAAGUUACGAAGAAAGCUACCACUGCGAAGGGAAAGGCGGGGAAGGAUGAGUUGCGUACGGAGAGUAUGAUUCAGGAGACUCAAGACGUGUCCAAACCGGAUGCACGCGCGACGAAGAAGAGGGGACCUGCUAAAAAGCAGAAGCCGGUGGAGCCAGAGCCAGAGAAGAUCGUCCAGGAAUCACAGUAUGAAGAGAUGGACAUCGAUGCGGAAUUAGACGAUGAGUUGGUGGAUCCGGAACCAGAAACCAUAGUGAAGCCAGCGCGCAAUCUUUCACGCACACAAUCGCAUUCUCGACAGCGCCAGCCUUCUACGCAACGAAGACCAGUUGGGAAUGUUUCUGAUACGGAGAGGGGUGAUCCGAGUCUGAGGCGCAAACUGGGGGAUUUGACGAAAAAGUACGAAACUUUGAAUCUUAAGUACCAGGAUUUGAGGGAGAUAGGGAUCAAGGAAGCGUGCCGAAACUUUGACAGUUUGAAAAAAGAGGACGAGUCUAAGACAAAGACUGCUGGCGAGUUAAUAAAUUCUCUGAGAGCCGAUGCGGCUGGUAAAGCUGCGUUGACGAAGAAGUACGAUACGCUCAAGAAAAAAUUUGAUUCGCAGGCUGCUGAGACGAUGUCGCUUCAGGCGCAAAUUGCACAACUAACAACCUCUCUCACGGAAGCACGAUCCGAGAAUAAGACACUUUCAGCAAAGCUGGCCGCUACCCGUAUUGCCGCUGCAUCAGUAGAGAGUGCACAUUCGAGAACUCCGGGCAGUGCUCUGAAGGCUAACGGAGGCAUUCGCUUGAUGGGAACUGCUGAAGCUGCACAAGUUGCUCAAGCAGCCCAACUGAAGGAAGAUCUUUAUAGAGAUCUUACCGGUCUGAUCAUCAGAGGUGUAAAGCGCGAGACCGAGGAGGAUAUUUUCGACUGUCUACAGACUGGUGGACGUAAUGGUACACUCCAUUUCAAGCUUGCCACGGCUAAUGAAAAAUCCUCCGAGAGUUAUGACGAUGCUCAGUGCAACUAUAUUCCCCAGCUUGACCCCAGCAGAGACAAGGAUCUGAUGGAGCUGCUCCCUGAUUACCUUGUAGAUGAGAUUACGUUCCCGAGGCCUCAAGCUGCAAAAUUCUACGCGCGGGUAGUGAAAGCUCUGACGGAAAAAGUCGGUUGA